CCAAUCAGGGGCAGGAAGGGGAGGGCUACCAGGGGGACAAGGCGACCGUGUUGCGAAGCGUCGCGUCGCUAUGGUGACGACAUUACACCAACUCUGCUGCGAUGUCCACCUCGCUGGGGAGAGACGAGCGGAGGAGCAGACGCGCCCUCGUGCUGAGGCCGUCCUCGCGAGCGGCCAACGUGUCCGCGUCGGGCGGGCACGCGGUGAGCCACGGCGCCGGACACGCGUCCGGCAGGAGGCGCUUCAGUCUGUGCGCCGGGAGCAGGGUCCUGGAGAAGAGACACGCGGCUCGGGUGUUGGAUGACGACGGCAAUGACGUCACUCCCCAGCCUCUGAGCCAGGCGGAUCCUUCAGGAGCGCACCAGGCCAAAGUCGACCGGUUCUUUGUGGAGGACAUCACUGGUGGAUCAGCCUCCGAGCAGGCGACGGCCGCGGGCAGCUUCACCAUGCCCUUCUCCAGGUCCCUGUUCGGAAGCAGCAGAAUAUCCAGCCUGUCUGCAAUAGAGUCGAUAAAUGAAGAGAUUGAGGACAUAUUUUCGAAACGAGACAUUCCCAUCAACUACCCAGACGAGCACAAGAAAAGAGACACUGUGGAAGAGGAGGUGACAGAAGAAAUGUUGAAGGAAGUCAUUGACGUCUACAUUUCGGAGACGGACAGCGUUUCACUGCUGGACAUACCCUCCACCGUCAUGUCGGUGGACACUGAUGAAUCAGAAGCUAUCAUAGAGAGAAACCGUCAGUAUGCUGAAGUUUGCAGGAACAGAAUGGGCAACGAUAAGUACAUGGAGCGAUCAAUGCAGACGCUGAGCGGAGCCGCGAAAGACAAACAUGUCCAGAGUGAUGCCGUGGUCAUGGUGAACACAGCUACGUCUGCCAGCACCUGGGACAUAUAUGAUGCUCUGUGCAGCCCUGUGCCACAGAAGACCAACUAUCCAGAGGCGGUUGUGGACAUGAGCAGGAGUGCAGAGAGGAGCAUGUCAGUGGGCAGCACAGCCAGCACGGCCACUGCUGUUAGCUCACUGAAGGAGGUGGACGCGUUUGGCAGCACCUCGGGUGCGGAGUCAGACCUGCAGCUCAUCAUGCAAUCAGAGACAUUCCAAAACUGCUUACUAGUAAUGGAGAAGAGCAUCCUGGGAAACACCUUCCAACCGGACCUGGCUGCUUACAGACAGCUGCCUGUACUGGAAGACCCAGACUUCCCGGUGAGGCAGAGGAAGGAGGAGACAGAGAGCGGUGGGCCUCCAGCUCUGCAGCGUUUGUGGGCUUUCAGCUGUGAGCUCAACAGAGGACGCAGUGUCAGAAGCAUGGCCUGGAACAAGAAGAACACGGACCUCCUGGCUGUGGGUUAUGGUGAAAAUGACUCCGGCGACCUGACACCAGGCCUGGUGUGCUGCUGGUCCCUCAAAAACCCCACAUGGCCUGAGCGUGUCCUCCACUGCGACAGUGCCGUCACCUCUCUAGACUUCUCAGCCAACAACCCCAGUCGACUGGCUGUGGGGAUGCUCAAUGGCAACAUUGCUAUCUACGAUGUGCAGGGUCGAGAACAAAACUCACACGUGGUUAGCAGCAGCGAGUGUCUUAAAAAGCACUUGGGUCCAGUGUGGCAGCUCAGGUACAAUCAACAAGGACUCAGCUUCGCAGGAGAGAAGGUAGAGGAGCUCUUCUCUGUGUCUGCUGAAGGCAGGAUCAGCAGGUGGUUCGAAUUCAACACUGGCCUCGACUGCACAGACGUGAUGAAGCUCAAGAGGAUUCAUAAUACGAAGAAGAAGGCCAGAGGGAACAACACAGAGAAGACAGGGAGUGUUCUGACAGCAAUGACUCCUGGUCUCUGCUUUGACUUCUAUCCAACAGACCCCAGUGUCUACUUGGUCGGCACACAGGAAGGUCUCAUCCACAGUUGCUCCUCCUCCAACAAUCAGCACUUUCUGGAUACUUUCAGGAAACACUUUUGUGCUGUGAACUGCGUCGCGUGGUGUCCACUCAGUCCUGAUGUGUUCCUGAGCUGCUCCUCUGACUGGACCAUCCAGCUGUGGAAGCUGGACCAGCUCAACCCGGUGUUGGGCUUCACCUCUAUCCAGAGGGCAGUGUGUGAUAUCAAGUGGUCUCCAAAGUGGGCCACUAUAUUUGGGGCCGUGAACGAGGGACAGCUGGAGAUCUGGGACCUGAAUUCGAGCUUCCUGGACCCCGUCGCUGUGCAGCCCGCUGCCCCUGGCGUGACCAUGAAGUCCCUGCUGUUUACCUCACGUGCAGACUGUGUCCUGGUUGGAGACAGUGACGGACAAGUGACAGUUUACCAGCUCAAAAACCUGCGAGUGGGAGAGAGCAGCCAGGAACGUGUUGGCUGUAGCUCGGACUGCACAGGUGUACUUGUCUCCUCAUCUGAGUUUGUCCAGGUGGAUAUUCUGCAAGACCUCUGCUCUGAAGCUUCCUCAUAGGGAGAAGUCAUUUUCAAGAUUCAAGUGAGAAUCUCUCUCUGGACCUGUCGGACAUAUUUACAGAGAAAUAAAGUGAAAAAAGAUUCUUCAGAAGGAGGUCGAUAGUCUUUUUGUAGAUGCUGCAGAAGUAGUUUGAGAUGUUCUUAGAAACGAUGUGAUCUUUUCUACUGUAUAGACACCUGGAGUUUAUAUCCACUGUUACUGACAGAACUGAACAUAACUACAGCUGCUGUUGGCAAAUAACUACAGACAGUAACUUGAAAUCUACAGGAUGUCGGUAUCUGAUACCUGGAGAUAAAGAUUUGAAUGUCCUGACUCUCAAAAUGUUGAGUUUAGUUGCAAGGUUGGACGCCCUUUGUCCUUAAUGUACUGAGACAGAGACAGAGUGUUUCUAUGUGGUUUGAUGACCACAUUUUUCUGCACCUGAUACUGCCGAGUGGGUUGCAAAGCUCCUCCCCCCCAGGCUCCACCUUUCUACUUUAGUCCUAAUAUGUCUCAAAUAUUAAAAAUGGCAAUAAAUGUGUUGCUUGGGCCCACUCUCGAUACCCAUGGGGGGGUUUCUGCAUCGCGCUCCUUUUCUUGGCCUAUCAUGCUGCUGGCUAAAUACAGGGAGCAUUAUUGAGAAUGGAGCCAUCAGCUCCAAGCCUAACUGUAUUUCCAUUUGUUGCAAUAAACGGUUAAAUCUAUGAGGAGAGUGUUCCUGACUUAAAUUGAGUUCUUGUAAUAAAUUCUUCUGCUUUAGACA
Messenger RNA from Scophthalmus maximus (turbot), 3180 nucleotides. Its product is annotated as dynein axonemal intermediate chain 4-like. Gene Ontology annotation, biological process: cilium movement. NCBI's taxonomy places the organism in Eukaryota, Metazoa, Chordata, Actinopteri, Pleuronectiformes, Scophthalmidae. Gene Ontology annotation, molecular function: dynein light chain binding; dynein heavy chain binding. The transcript is spliced from 18 exons. Gene Ontology annotation, cellular component: axonemal dynein complex. The record is from RefSeq and is a predicted model, not a curated record. The coding region runs from base 102 to 2435 and encodes 777 amino acids.